CAUCACUGCGGGUUGUAGAAAAUUUUUUCUUCAUUAUUUCUCGUAUUUUUUCUAGUGCAAAACAUCGAUUUUGCUGCUCUUUAUUUGAAGAUAAAUUUGGUGAAAAUUACAAUUUAUUUUUAAAUAAAAAUCAGUGCAAAUCAACAGCUAAAGAUAUCAUACAGAAUAAUUACUGGACAGGAAAUAUUAAUUUAUUUAUAAAAAAAUCUAUUGGAAAAUGGAUUCUGUACCAAAUCCUGAUAUGAUGCAGCAGCAGGCCGGCUAUGCACCACGACGUCAAUAUGACCAAAUGCCUGCUAAUGUUGCUGCUAUGCCUCCAGUUAAUUUGCCAAAUGGUCAGGGACAAGCGGGUGGAGCUGUGCCAGCUGCCCCCACUAAGAUUUUGCAAAGGCCGGCUAAAGUCAAAAAGGAAAAAAUCGAUGAUUUAAUUGCUACCACCAGCAAGAUGACAAUUGAGGAAUCAUUAAAGUUGACUGAUGCAAAUGGUGUCGCUAUGAAAACACCCGUUUCAUUGCUUCAAGAACUACUUAGCCGUCGUGGCAUAACUCCCAGUUAUGAAUUGGUGCAAAUCGAGGGGGCCAUACAUGAACCCACCUUCCGUUAUCGUGUAUCAUUUAACGAUAAAGAUGUACCAUUUACAGCUAUGGGCGCUGGUCGCUCUAAAAAAGAGGCUAAACAUUCAGCUGCAAGAGCUUUAAUUGAUAAAUUAACUGGAGUACAAUUGCCGGAACCGCAAACUUCACCGGCUGGUUCGAAUGCUGCAGCUGGUAUGGAUGGUAAUGCUAAUGCUGCCGGUAGUGGGGGAGAUGGUGCCGAUAAAAUUGUUGGCAAUCCCAUUGGUUGGCUUCAAGAAAUGUGCAUGUCUCGCCGCUGGCCCCCACCAAACUAUGAAACUGAAACUGAAGUUGGUUUGCCACAUGAGCGGCUCUUUACCAUUGCUUGUACUAUACUAAAUUUCCGUGAAGUUGGCAAAGGUAAAAGCAAGAAAAUUGCCAAACGUACGGCUGCUCAUAAAAUGUGGACUCGUUUGCAGGAGACACCCAUUGAUAAUAAUCAAUUGGUUGAAACUAUGGGCACCGAUUUGGGUGGCGAUAAAUCCAAUUAUUAUGGUGAUUUGAAAGAUAUCACGGUACCAACACUUACCAGUCAACAUAGCAGUAAAGUUUCACAAUUCCAUAAGACUCUUAAGAAUUCUACUGGCAAAAAAUUAAUUAAAUUGCAGAAAACUUGCCUAAAAGAUCCCAAAAUAGAUUAUGUCAAACUUUUGGGUGAAAUUGCACAUGAAAAUCAAUUUGAGGUAACUUACGUGGACAUCGAAGAGAAGACUUUCACUGAUAAAUUUCAAUGUUUGGUACAACUAUCCACUCUACCGGUGGGUGUUUGUCAUGGUUCUGGCACUACACCAGCUGAUGCCAAAAAGAUGGCUGCACAAAAUGCUUUGGAAUAUUUGAAAAUUAUGACUAAAAAAUGAAUUCAAAGUAAUUGUGUAAAAUCACUUUAAGUUUUUACACACUGUUUGUAUUGCAGCUGUUUGAAAUGGAAAAUUGACAACAUUUCUCGAACCAACAAAAUAUGAAAUUCAAAGCAGGGUGUAGAGAAAGAUGGGUUUGUUUAUUUUUUAAAUUGUGUGUGUUUUUUUUUUUUUUUUGUAUUUGCUACUUGACUUCUGAUAAAUUUUUAUUUUUUAACUUAAAUUUUUGAAAAAAUAUUUUUUUUUUGCAUUAUUGUGUUAUUUAAAAUGAAAUAAAUAAUUAUUGAAAAUAUCAGUUAAAGAAUGAUUUAAAAGGAAUUUGGAAUUAUUAAUUAUGUUGAGAAUUAUUAUUGUUUUUUUUUCACUUUUUUUAGUUUUAAAAGCCCAUAAAAC
Lucilia cuprina (Australian sheep blowfly) is the source of this 1864-nucleotide messenger RNA. It is a transcript of the gene loqs, whose product is annotated as interferon-inducible double-stranded RNA-dependent protein kinase activator A homolog. Lineage: Eukaryota; Metazoa; Arthropoda; Insecta; Diptera; Calliphoridae. The transcript has 6 exons. The record is from RefSeq and is a predicted model, not a curated record. Bases 218 to 1471 code for a protein of 417 amino acids.